AUGGCCCAGCUUCGAAUCAAAAUGAUGGACAAAAACGUUGUCGUUAAGUUACGAAGCAAUGCCGUCACCAAAAGCACCAUCAAAACCGUCUUUAUGCUGGCCGAUGAUGCGCUCGUUACAAUGGCUUAUGAAGAAGGCGGGAUCCCGAUAUUAUGCGAGGUGGAUGAAUCUGGAAAAACGUUUUUGCUUCCGGAUGAAUGGCCAGAUAGGCAAUUUAUAGUGGAAUCCGAUCGAGUGCCGUCUCGACCUGCGACGCCGAUGGACAUUCAAGGGAUCACAACAAUCAAGGACUUUUGGGAUGGCCGAGUGUUUCGCAUUGCUGGCAACAAGUUGACAGGAACAUGUGUUUUAAUCAAUGAGCGUCAUGCUUUAACCGCUGCGCAUCUAUCCUUCAAGCUUUAUCAAUCGUACAAAAUCAAAGGAGCUGGAAAUCAAGAGUUUUCCGUCACUUGCAUUUUCAUUUGCAAACGUCUCGAUUUCGCCAUCCCGCAGUCAGAUGAUUUGCCGAUCCUGGAACCUACAAUGGGCUCUCUGGGAAGAGGCGAUAAAUACUUCAUGAUGGGCUAUCCGAACGGCGUCGAUUCUUCUAAUCCGACCAUCACAAAAGGAACCAUCGAAGGAUAUAUGGACGACUAUCUUCAUCUAGUCGGAACACCUGGUUCGAAGCGAGGCUACUCAGGCGCUCCAGUCUUUAAUGAAUCGGGAAGAUUAGCAGGACUAUUGCUCGGCGGCACAUCUGGAUUAAGUGUCAAUACGACCAUUCAAGAAUGUCUGGAUUCGUCUGGGGAUCAGAAAUACGCGCGCAUCUUAGGAAUUGGGAUCAUCAUUCUCCGUCAUAGUCAAGGCUAUUCAAGAACGGAGCCACGUUCCAUGGCGACGCAAGAGGGAUUCAAGGAGCAUCGCAACGAUUCUUGGACUGUUAACUGGUGCAACUAG
Messenger RNA from Caenorhabditis bovis, 936 nucleotides. NCBI's taxonomy places the organism in Eukaryota, Metazoa, Nematoda, Chromadorea, Rhabditida, Rhabditidae. The record is from the annotation of a GenBank genome assembly.